CAUUUUUGCUUUAUAUAAACUAACCAUGUAUUGCAACUUCUAUAAGUUCAUCACAUUUUAGCAUUUAGUUUCUUCAAUUUCAAACCCAAUUUAUGCAGCAGCUAUAAUUAGUAUAUUAGGUGAUAUAUUCAUACAAAAAUGAGAGAUAUAAGGAAAGUAGUGAAUGGAUUGAAACCAGGCUUGAUGAUGGUAUUGGUGCAGAUUACAUUUGCUUCUGUGCAUGUUCUCUACAAAUUUGCCAUUAAUAAUGGAAUGAGCGUAAGAGUUCUUACAGCGUACCGUCUCAUUUUCGCAGCAGCUUGCACUAUUCCCCUUGCUCUCAUUUUUGAAAGGAAAAACAGACCAAAGCUGACUUGGAGGGUAGUUUUUAUGUCAUUCUUUUGUGGUCUUUUUGGGGGAAGUUUAUUCCAAAACCUUUAUUUUGAGUCAUUGGCAUUGGUAUCAGCGACAUUUGCUUCCGCCGUUUAUAAUCUAAUUCCUGCCGUCACUUUUAUCUUCGCCGUCUGUUGUGGUUACGAAAGAUUGAAUUUGCAAACGGCACCAGGGAAGGCUAAGGUGUUAGGAACAAUAACAGGAAUUGGUGGGGCUAUGAUGCUUACAUUUCUGAAAGGUGUUGAAAUUAACAUUUGGAACUUCCACAUUAAACUCUUACAUAAGGACCAAAAGGGAACAUUAAAUCAUGAUUCUGUUACCAAAUUGUUGGGUAUUUUUUGUGGUCUCGGAAGUUGCUUCUGUUUUGCAUUAUGGCUCAUCAUUCAGACUAAGAUGAGCAAAGAAUACGAAGGUAAUUAUUCAAGUAUAGCUAUGAUGUGUUUAAUGGGUGCGAUUCAAGCCACUGUUUUUGCCCUUUUUGUUGAGAAGGAUUGGAGCCAAUGGAGGUUGGGUUGGAAUAUUAGGCUUCUAACUGCAGCAUAUACGGGAAUUGUGGGCUCUGGAAUUAUGUAUAUUGUAAUUGCAUGGUGUGUAGGGAUGAUAGGUCCACUGUACGCCUCUGUUUUCAACCCUCUGAUGCUUGUGCUUGUGGUUAUUGUUGGUUCCUUGAUAUUGGAUGAGGAACUAUACUUAGGAAGUGUAAUUGGAACUAUUCUAAUAAUGAUUGGAUUGUACACGGUGUUGUGGGGUAAAAGUAAAGAAAUGGAAAAAGUGAUUCAUUUUGAAAUCACUUCAGAAAUUGAAAAGGUUGAAGUUGUUAUCACGUCCACAACGAUAGAUCAUAAUAACAUUAACUACAACAACAACAUUGAGAUCAAUAGUAAGAACAACACUGUUGGGAAUGGUUGCAGAUAUGAUAAUUCAUCUAAAGGUGAACACUAAAGAUAUAAUGUCCAAAGUAACAAAAAAUAAUUGGUUUCAAAUUUUUAAGGGAAAUCUUGACGAAUAACGACCUAAAAUAUUUAAGAUCCAAAUAUUCAUGAUAAAUAUAUUUUUAGGCAAUUUUAUAACUGUAGUUUUACUUGUUAAUUAAUAAUUAAUUUUUCCUAUCUUUGUUCUUAUUAGAUUAUUCUAUGUUUACA
Molecule: messenger RNA, 1514 nt
Organism: Cicer arietinum (chickpea)
Lineage: Eukaryota; Viridiplantae; Streptophyta; Magnoliopsida; Fabales; Fabaceae
Source: RefSeq, a predicted model, not a curated record